AUGACAACCACCGUGCCCUUGAUAUACUCGUUCCCCGAGUUUGAAGGCGUGGCCGAGGCAGUGGCCGAUCACAUCAUUUCUGCUCAGAAUAUGACCUUGUACAACACUUUGGACCAUGCCCUUAUCGAGAAGUUGAGAAUUGCCGCUUCCAGACCACCUUUGGUCGAUGCCCCUUCGUCCAGCUCGCUCCUGGUUGCCUCAGCCAUGGGCCAUAGCAGAAGCAGCAGUGCUAGCAAUAACAAUAGCGGGUCCAACAUACAUGGCGAAGGCUCGCGCCGGACACUGAAGUCCAAGAAGAAAGGGGAAGUACGCUUCAAGAUUGCGAUUUCCGGAGGUUCUUUGAUCAAGAUUUUGCACCAGGGCUUGCUUUCCAGACAUAGUGAGAUUGCGUGGGACAAAUGGGAUAUCUACUUUGCAGAUGAGCGGUUGGUACCGUUCGAAAGUCCCGACUCCAACUAUGGACUGGCAAAGCGCCAGAUUUUCGACUUGAUUGAAGGCGACAAGAAGCCCAAUGUGUUCCACAUCGAAGAACUGUUGAUCGAAGACCCACAAGAAUGUGCGGACAGCUACGAAAAGUUGCUAAUCGACAACUUUGCCCGCAAGGACAGUGUCAAGUUGCCAAUGUUUGACCUUCUACUUCUCGGAUGUGCCCCAGACGGCCAUAUUGCGCUGUUGUUCCCCAAUCAUGGCGAACAGUUACGUGAGAAGUUGGCUUGGUGUAUGCCUGUGCUGAAGGCACCACUGGGUCCUGAAAACAGAAUCACUUUAUCCAUCCCCGUCAUCUGUCACGCUCAACAAGUGACAUUUGUGGUGGAGGGAUUAACAAAGGCGCCAGUGAUGCGCAUCAUUAUGGAGAGACCGGAGAAGGGCUUGCCUAGCUCCAUUGUUAACGAAGGCGCCAUGGGCAGAGUGGCUUGGUUUGUGGAUGAUGCAGCCUUAAAGGAUUGUUACGACAUCACAAAGAAGAAGUACAAGUUUUUGAGCAUUCCCGAACCUUCUUCUACAUAA
Messenger RNA from Sungouiella intermedia, 1008 nucleotides. The record is from the annotation of a GenBank genome assembly. NCBI's taxonomy places the organism in Eukaryota, Fungi, Ascomycota, Pichiomycetes, Serinales, Metschnikowiaceae.